Molecule: messenger RNA, 1281 nt
Organism: Exaiptasia diaphana
Lineage: Eukaryota; Metazoa; Cnidaria; Anthozoa; Actiniaria; Aiptasiidae
Exons: 4
Source: RefSeq, a predicted model, not a curated record
GCUUACAAAGUACUCAAAGCAACAAAAUAUGAACAAGUUCUAAAAAGUGCUCCCAAAGCCAGAAAACUUAUAGGAUUUACUGAGAACUCCGCCAAGUUGUUCCUCAAGAAUACUGCCGUCCUCAAGUUCAGCCAAAAAGCCGGAUCGUUUUUGAAAGCAAUGAAAGUGUUUAAAGUUGCAGGAGUGGUAAUGUCAAUCUUCAGUAUUGCUCUGGAUUUAUUCAACAUCAUAAGUACCUUUAGCGGUUGUGCUGACAAGAGGGACAGAGCAAGAGAAUCUUGUGACAGGCUCCAAGAAGCUGAAAAUAAUGUCACAACCACAAGGAAUAAUGUCAUUGAGUUCGAAAACAUUCUCGAAACUGGGAUGGAAGCUAAACUAAUGGGAGAAAUUCGAAACUGCGAUUUACAUUCUGCCUUGGCCCACAUAAAGGACACAAUUGCAGGCCUUCCAAAGCCUCAGAAUGGUAUAGACAGAGAUUUUGACACUGAAUAUUGCAUACGAGCAAUCCCAGAAUUCCUUCAAAGGGUAAAAGCGACAGKUGUUCCGAUAGAAGAAAUAAAAAAUGGAAUGUUAGACAUCGUCGACAACUGUAUAGAUAAACUGAAAUUCUCCUAUGAGUGUUUGAAGACAAGACUCUUUUUGAAUUCUCAGAUUACUUCGAGUUGUAGAAGUGGAUUGCAUACAUUUGAUGAAAUUUACGAGCAGCAAAGUAAUAUGACAGCAAACAAACUGGUGCUUGACAAUUGCAUUAGCAAAGGUGAAGCGUACACGACUAAAGAAAUGUUCAAACAAUCACUGGAGACUGCAAGCAACCAAGCGGGCAUGGAAUUUUACACUGAGAAUUGUAAAAUGAACAACCCAGCGAAUGUUGGAGAUAUUUGUGAAGGAAAUAGUGUCUCAGGCCUUACACAAGCGGAAAUACAGACAGUGAGAACCGAAAAGUGCAAAGGUGGAAAAGCACCAAAAAUCAGCGCAGACAAUCGAAAGGAGAUUUGUAUGUCUCKGGCGUUUGGCGUUGAUGUCGAUGAAAUUAUCGGUGACAUGAAGGAUAGCAUUCCAGGCCUGACAGCUGAUGAUAUCAAUGGUCUGGACUGUAAUUAACCAUAGAUAGGAUGAAAUUGAAAAAASUGUCAUGUGUAUGUAUGUGAAAUGCUAUUGUAAUAUWUAAUGUUCCAAAUGAGCUCUGCUAACUGGAACAAAAAUUGCCAGUAACUGCACAAUUUUCUUAUGUUUAAAGCAAAGUGUUUGUGCUUGUGCCUUCAUAAAUUUAUCUUCAAAUGG